CUCAGUUUUCGUGGGAUCGCCGUCAUGUUUGGAUCGCUGCUGUUGGGGAUUGCGACGCUGCUGGGUCUGAUCUACGCCUUCCUGGUGUCCAACUUUGGCCACUGGCGGCGGCGCGGGGUCCUGGAGCCCCGGGUCCUUCCCCUCCUGGGCUCCUUUCCCAGUAUGGUAUGGCCACGCCAGCACUUCACCAUGGACAUGCGCGAUAUCUACAUGCAGUACCGGGAUACGCACAGCUAUGUGGGUUGCUUCCUACUGCGUGCACCCAAGCUGCUUGUUUUGGAGCCACGCCUCGUAAACGAGAUAUUUGUGAGCGCGUUCAGCCACUUUGAGGACAACGACGCCUCCAAGAUGGUGGACAUCGCCAAGGACCGCCUGGUGGCCCUCAAUCCAUUUGUGCUCGAGGGCGAUGAGUGGCGCCGCCAGCGGGCGAUCUUCUCCACGCUGCUGACCAACGGUCGCAUCCGCACCACCCACGCCAUCAUGCAGCGCGUCUGUCGGGAUCUGUGCGAAUUCAUCGCCAAACAGUCGGUGGAUGAGCUGGAUGUCAUUGAUCUCGGCCUGAGGUUUACUGGCGAAUCCCUGUUCGAUUGUGUGCUGGGUAUCCAGGCGCGUACAUUUAGCGAUAAUCCACUGCCGGUUGUCCGUCAAAACCAGGAGAUGUCCGCGGAAAAUAAGGGAUUGGCCAUUGCCGGUGCCGUCGGUGGCCUCUUCCCAAAUCUUCCGCGCCGUCUGCGGCCCAAGAUAUUUCCCCGGUCCUACGAUCGCUUCUUCGGCAACCUAAUCAGCGAGGCACUGCGUCUGCGAAGGUCCAAACACCAGGAGCGGAACGACUUCAUCAACCACCUGCUCGAGCUGCAAAGGGACCUCCAUCUCAGCGAGGAGGACAUGGCCUCGCAUGCCAUGACCUUCAUGUUCGACGGCAUGGACACCACCUCCAACAGCAUUGCCCACUGUCUGCUGCUCCUCGGUCGCAAUCCGGACUGCCAGCAACGUUUGUUGGAGGAACUCGAGGAGGUCAAUCCUGGCGGGGAUCUGCCGGAUCUGGACGCGUUGAUAGACCUGCCCUAUUUGAGUGCCUGUUUUAAUGAGAGCUUGCGCAUUUAUCCAGCUGGCGGUUGGGCCUCGAAGACCUGCACGAAGGAGUACGAAUUGCGGGGUAGUCACCAUUCGGUGCCGCUCAAAUUGCGACCCGGUGACAAUGUGAUGGUGCCCAUUUACGCCCUGCACAACGAUCCAAAUUUUUAUCCGGAACCGGACGUAUUUCGGCCUGAAAGGUUUCUGGACGGCGGAUUGAAGAGCUUCAAGCAGCAGGGCGUUUUCCUGGGCUUCGGCAACGGACCGCGACAGUGUGUGGGCAUGCGGUUGGGAUUGGCCCUGGCCAAAGCCGCUCUGGCGGCCAUUGUCCAGAAAUUCGAGAUCCUGGUCAGUCCUCGCACCCGCCACGGCACCGAAAUAGAUCCCGCCAUCUUCGUGGGUGUCCACAGGGGCGGCAUUUGGCUGGAGUUCGUCCCACGAUAGAUCUAAACAGGAAAGUCCAAAUAGAAAGAAGUAUUAUAUCUGGGAAUCCAUCUGGGAAAUAAAAUAGGUCUCGUCUAAACAAAAAUAUAAGUCGAUAGGGUUAAAACUAAGAAAAGGGUACAAGUUUCAGCUUUGUUGGAACAUAAAAAUAUUGGUCUAUAGCUUUUAAAGGAAAGCAAGGAAAGCAAUUAUAUCUCAUGGAUAUUAAAAAAAUUAUAUUAUUUUAAAAACAUAUAGCACAAUUAGUUUAUCUCAAAUCCAAAUUUUAAAAACCAAUAUCAGAACUGAGCAAAAAAAGUCCAAAUAGAAAGAAUUAUUUAGUCUAGGUAACUAUUUGCGGAAUAACUGAAGUCUCUUAUGGUCAUAAAUAUACCCAAAAUUAUCUGUAACACAAUGAGGCUUAGAACUGGUAAAAAGGGUAAAAAAAGUUCCCAUACUUUUACCUUUGGUGGAAAAGCCAAGAUCGGAAAUGACUCUAAAGCCCAAUUGGUAAAAGUAUUAAGUCUAGUGAUCCAUCUGGGAAAUUACAGAAGUCUCUUCUAACCAAAAGAUAUUUUCAAUAGCUUACAAGAAAUAAAAAGACAUUUAAAAGUAAUAUUUCAAGCAAUACCUUAUACAGCAAUAGCAAAUUUUCAACCAUAACUUCAAGAUCAUAGAAAUCUUAGCAAUUAGUUUAUUUAAAAUACAAAUUAUAAAAGUUGAAAUCAAAAUAUGCAUAUUAAAAUAUGAUCAAACAAAAAACGUGGUUACUAUUUGAUUUAUAUUCUUUACUUGUUUUUUUAAGAAGUUGAAUUUAGUAUUAAGUUACAUGUUUUAAAAUUCAAAUCAAAGUCUACAUUAUUGUUUUUUUUUUUAUGCAGGGCUGUCCCGACAACUUUUCAAUGAUUUCAUUGUAAGCAUCGUUGGCUCAAUAAAAAUUAGAGUGGGUCAUCGUUUUUGUUAGGCUCAGGGUUUAGCUGCAUUUAAAUGGGAAUUAUGUCAUCGAGCGGUGUCCAAACACUGAUGUAUACAUCAAUAAGGCAAUAAAUGCAUUCAAAUUAUUUACACUUAAAAAAAUAUAAAAUAUAAAUUCAUAAAUACCUUAACUAUUUUAUAGCGUUAGUACUCUGUUUCUCAAUCACAAGUAUACGCCAAAAGAAAUUAAAAAAAUUCAAUCUUGCCUUAG
Molecule: messenger RNA, 2683 nt
Organism: Drosophila elegans
Lineage: Eukaryota; Metazoa; Arthropoda; Insecta; Diptera; Drosophilidae
Gene: Cyp28c1
Product: probable cytochrome P450 28c1
Exons: 5
Coding region: 25-1518 (497 amino acids)
Molecular function (GO): heme binding; oxidoreductase activity, acting on paired donors, with incorporation or reduction of molecular oxygen; monooxygenase activity
Source: RefSeq, a predicted model, not a curated record